AUGACCGCAAAGCCAGACGCCCAGUCUGGACCGACUUCAUCCGACUCAUUCACCAUAUACUACUUUGCAACUGCAUCACAAUUUACAUCCAAACAUACUGAGCGUCUUCCUGCACCCUUGCCCUUGUCCAAGCUGUACCCGUUGCUCGAGGAUCGAUAUCCGGGGAUCCGGACCAAAGUCUUGGCAAGCUGUGGAAUCAGUCUGCAGAAUGAAUAUGUGGAUGUCGAGGAAGAUGCCGACAGGGUGAUUCAAGCGGGAGAGGAGGUGGCUAUCAUCCCACCGGUCAGUUCGGGGUAG
Penicillium oxalicum is the source of this 297-nucleotide messenger RNA. RefSeq names its product MoaD/ThiS family protein. Gene Ontology annotation, biological process: Mo-molybdopterin cofactor biosynthetic process. The record is from RefSeq and is a predicted model, not a curated record. Gene Ontology annotation, cellular component: cytosol. The transcript has a single exon. NCBI's taxonomy places the organism in Eukaryota, Fungi, Ascomycota, Eurotiomycetes, Eurotiales, Aspergillaceae. The coding region runs from base 1 to 297 and encodes 98 amino acids.